Molecule: messenger RNA, 2720 nt
Organism: Pocillopora meandrina
Lineage: Eukaryota; Metazoa; Cnidaria; Anthozoa; Scleractinia; Pocilloporidae
Source: the annotation of a GenBank genome assembly
AAUUUCGUUUCUUUCACGCCAGUGUUUAUUGCUGCGAAAAUCAUGGCGGUUGCAAGCAAUCGAUUUGCAGAAUUACCGCCCGAGGAAAUACAGAGAUUAUUAGACAAUGCUACAGCGAAGUCAACAAUGAAAGCCACGAAGUUUGGAAUGAAAAUAUUUUACGGUGAGUUUUGUUACGCUUUACUACAAAGGUUUAUGAAAACGUCUCGAAUGACACAAACAAAAUGUUUUGUUUCAGAAUGGCAGGCGAGCCCUGGUGGCGCUAAAUUCUCGAAACCAAUCGAGGAAAUGUCGAAAGAAGAGUUAAAUGUCUGCUUGAGGUCCUUUUAUACCUCAGCAAGAAAACAGGACGGCAGUUAUUACAAAGCGACUUCGCUAAAAUCCAUUCGAUCUGCAAUUGACCGCCAUCUUCGAGCUCCGCCUCACAACAAGCCUUUCUCAGUCAUUGCCGAUGCGGCGUUUACAGAGGCAAACAAAGUCCUUGGCGCCUUCGUCAAAGAUCUGAAAUUAUCUGGCAAAAUAGAAGCUACUAUUCACAAGAAGGCCAUGACAAGGGAACACGUUCAAAAAUUAUUUGAUAGCGGUCAACUCGGGCCAGCUGAUAGCAAAAAUCCGUCGCAGCUUCAGCGUACAGCAUGGUUUUAUGUGGGGCUGUAUUUCGGUCGGCGGGGACGGGAAAGGCAACGUUUUCUGAAGCGAGAUAUGCUUGUCCAUAGAAUGAGAGAUGAAGGAGUGGAAUAUUUCGAGCUUCACAGAAAAAUGACUCCUUCUUUACCAUCUACCACUUCCGCCGACGCUGAUGACGAAGUGGAAUCUGAUACAAAGAUGUUUGCGGUACCUGGCUCCGAAAGAUGUCCAGUAAAUACGUUGAAAAACUACCUAGCACAUCUGAAUCCUACCUCUGACGUGCUGUUUCAAAGGCCCAAAGAUAGCCACAGCGCAAGGUUUAACCCUAAAGACACCGUCUGGUAUUCGCCUUCACCCAUUGGAAAGACAUUUCUUAGCUGCUUCUUAAAGGAGAUGAGCAAACGAGCUGGGAUUGUGCCGCAUCUCACCAACCACUGCUUAAGAGCGACCUCUGUCGCUGUUUUAUCGCACGGAAAUUUGCACAGCCUAGCACCUACUGCGGAAUCAUCAACUUUUGAGGUAGAGCAACGCAAAUCUUCGCUGCUGAGCAGUUUUGUUACCGCCGGCCAAGCUCCACAGCAUUGCUACACAACCCCUAGCCGUGAUGCUGAUCAAAGAGUCAUAGGAACAAUGGUCGAGAUCCAACAAGAACACCAACCCGGUGGAGAGAUAGUUUUUCAGGUUCGUAAGUUUCCAGUUUUAUUGAAAGACAAUCAAUCAGUUGCUGUGGCAAAUGUUCCCGCCGAAAGCAAUUUGGCGCAGAGUGUGAAAACAACUCCUAUCCUUCCUAAACCAGUUUAAGUAUAUUUACAGUAAUUGUUAAAAUGAGAUUUUCAUACAAAUAUCCUUCUCCGCGGCUCGGUCAAUAUUCACCUCCACCUGGGUGAUUAACCGUUAAGAAUAGAUCAGGUAAAAGAGCUCGCUGAUUAAAGCUAAGUCGGAUGGAAUUUUUUAUACAGGAAAAUUUUAAAAGAAGGAUCAAGCGAAUUCUACUUUUUUAUGUACGUAAGACUGGACCUUUAAGACUCGUUUCAUCUCUCAAAAGUUAUAGCCAUUCAUAGCUGUCGUUGAAUUUGCAUACAGAGGCAGUAAUUUCAUUUCAAGAGGUCAACACUGCUCUUAUAGGGUCAACCCUUUCACUCCCAAGUUCUCAUUAGUAAUUCUCCUUACUGUCUGCCACGUAGUUCUUGUGAUGUUAGUUUGGAGAAUUUGGUAUAGGAUCAACUAAUAAUCUCCUAAUUAAUAUUUUUCUUUAUUCUCAUCACUUGUCUGCUUGAUAUUGCAUUGAUAUUGUAAGGAGAAAUUCUGUCUUGGUCACUCAUGAGAGUUAAAGGGUUAUGGGGUGAUGGCUUUUUCGGCUAACGUAUAAAAUUCCUUUGUGACUAAAAGAAAAAACUUAACUGUUGACUUUUUUUGCGACUGACGGUUAAAAUUUGUCAAUUUUUACGCCUUAUGGAUAAAUCUUUUGGCCGUUUGACGGCCAACGGUUCAGUUCAUUGAGACCAUCUUUACGUUCUUGAGGAGUUGGGUUGAAAGCGAAGAGAUUUUCACGAGUUUUUUUUUCUGCCGUUUUUCUCCUUCAUAGACAUAUUCUCUGUUCGAUUAUCUUUGAAAUACUUGUCUUUCCAACUUUAUUCACGUCAUAUCAUAACUUCACGCAGUGUAGAUAUUUUUUUUUGGGUGCUUAUAACCCUUUCAACCGUAAGAGGGACCAGCAUCUAAUCUCUCCUUACAGUAAUAUCGCCAAAUCAUACAUUAGGGUCAUGAGAAUAUAGAGAAUGAUCGCCAGUUAUACAAAUUUCUCCUCGUGAGUACCAGAGGAUAGGGUAGAGUAUGGAGAAGAUGGAUACUGAUGUUAGGGUGUCAAGGGUUAAUCGCUUCCGUGCAGUAAUGAAUGGUUGAGAUUAUAAGUUACAUUGAAAAGUUAUACGUUUAACCCGGCAACAAUUUGCUCUGUAAAUAUACAGACCGUUUAUCUGUUUUCCGAUGUUGGUGUAGAAAUUGUCCUGCACGUUUGAAACUAUUCUCGCGACCAUUUGCUGGCAGAUAAAUGCCAAUAUUAGGAACAAUGUUCAAUGUUUACCAUUACGCCG